Bipolaris sorokiniana ND90Pr is the source of this 1395-nucleotide messenger RNA. RefSeq lists its product as uncharacterized. The record is from RefSeq and is a predicted model, not a curated record. Bases 200 to 1330 code for a protein of 376 amino acids. Lineage: Eukaryota; Fungi; Ascomycota; Dothideomycetes; Pleosporales; Pleosporaceae. The transcript has 2 exons.
CACCGAGCGCACCAGAGAAAUAUCACGCAACAAGCAACCAAGACAGUCCAUUGUUGGCUUUGCGGCGUCGGGACACUGGUAACCCAGCCACUCGGGAAUCCACUGGAAUUGUCUCCUGACAUUUCUUCUCUUUAAAAGAGGCAAUCCGUCUUCUCUUUACUUCGCUUAACCGAUAUCGCCUUCUUUGCACGUCACCACCAUGCGUUCCUUCUGCCAGGUUGCCGUCAUGGCACUUCCCUUGUUUAGCGCGAUUGCAGCUACGGAGCCCAAGAAUGUUGCAGACCCCCCAAAGACCAUCUAUGCAACCGCACAGGAAGCUUUCCAGGACUUGCUGAAUGCGCUGCCGGAAGAAUCCCUGCAAGCAGCACUGAGUAAUCUCAAGGACUUCAAGAAUGGCAUCUUCGAGUCGCACCAUCGGGGGGUCGAAAAUAUCCACAGCAACAACCCAGCGCUUGCUUCCAAGCUUAUCGUCGAUGCUGUCAAUGACUUGCGCAAGAGGCAGACGCCUUCAAACGGCACCAAUAGCGCCACUACCGCUAGCAACCCACCCGAGUCAAUCCAGAACUCCACUCCAGCGCCAACAACGAGCGACAACUUACAGCCUCCUGAAACCAGCUCUGCUGCGCCACCACCACCACCGCCGCCCGGAACCAGUGAGGCCUCCGCCGAUACUGUGAUUCAGACGCAAACCCAAACGCAAACCCAGACGCAGACCCAGACGCAGACCCAAGAUCAAACUCAGACACAGACACAGACACAGACCCAGCAGCAAACCACAACAGCCGUUUCAACCACGACUCAACUGCGACCCGCCAUUAUUCCAGUCGAAUCCACGGUAACCAAGGAUGGCAAGACGAUUGUGCAGACCACCGCGGUCCUUAGCGAAGUCACCGCCUCCGUCGCCGUGACUGUUGUGCGCACCAAUCCAGCAGGCAGCACAGUAACUGAGACUGAGAACCGACCUGCCGUCGUCAAGACAACCACGGACCGAGCCGGCCGUACAACCGUCACCACUUCGGCGGUGAACUUUGCGCCAACAGCGGGCCAAGUAACGUCGACAACUGACUCACGCGGCUCUGUUGUCCUGACUACACUCACACCCGGUGGCGGUCUGGUCAGCAGCAUCAAGCUGAUUACCACGACUGAUGCACAGGGCCGCCAGAGCACAAUGACGACGUAUGCCUUUGUCGACCCGGUGCAAGCCACUGGUGCUGCCAAUAGCCCCAAUGCCCCCGGAGACGACAAGCCUUCGCUGCAAACUGGAGCUGCUGUCGUCAAUGGAGCCCAAUACGCUGCUGUUGGUCUCGGUGCCCUGGCCUUUUUCUUCUAAAAGCGGAAAAGAAAACAGCUACAAUAAAAAAGUUUCGAUCGAUAGCAAAAAACACAUGGGGCUGC